Molecule: messenger RNA, 639 nt
Organism: Acanthamoeba castellanii str. Neff
Lineage: Eukaryota; Discosea; Longamoebia; Acanthamoebidae
Product: R3H domain containing protein
Exons: 5
Molecular function (GO): nucleic acid binding
Source: RefSeq, a predicted model, not a curated record
AUGGAGGAAGAGCAGAAGAGGCCGCAGGGGAAGGAGGGCGGAAGCGCGACGGUGGCGGAGGAUGCGGUGCGCAAGGUGGUGGUCAAGCGGCAGUGCUCGCAGCUCGAGGUGGAGCUCCUGCAGCUGCAGCAUCAGCGCGAGAAGGAAGACAACGUACUCGCCGUGGCACAGGCCAAGAAGAAGAAGCGUGGCGGUGGGGGCAAGAAGAGGGGCGGCGGAGGCGAUGAGAAAAAGGAGAAGCGGGAGCAGGAGGCCCUGCAGCGAGUCCGCGCCGACCUCGACGCCUUCGUUGCCGACACCACCCGCAUGCAACACGAUUUUUCGCCUUCGCUGUCGUCGUCCGAGAGGGCUCUGCUGCACGAAUGGGCGGAAGAGCUCGGGCUCGAGCAUUCGAGCUCGGGCUUCGGCCGGAACCGCCACAUCAUGGUCAAGAAACGCUUCGCGCCCGACACGCACAUCAACGGGCAGGGCGAGAUCGAGGAGCUACUCUACUACAACGGAUAUGUGGGGCUGAGUGGUCCGCUUGUGAAUGCUGCUGGCCGGCACAUGGCCGCCGGACCGGCAUCGCCCGAGGGCGUGAACACGGCGCUGGUCGUGCCGGUGGAGUACCUCAACAAUCGUGUGCGACGAGACGGGUAC